AUGGUGGAAAUUCAGAUAGUGCCUCAAUUCCCAUUGCGCACAGGUGAGAUCCAGCAGUUGUUGAUUAUAGCUGACCCCAGAGCUGCAUAUGACUAUUGCGAGCAUUAUAGUCCAGACUGUGAUUCCCCAGUGCCUAAUGCUGCUCAGGCUCAAGAUCCUCAAGUUGAUGAGUACACACCAGAAGAUUUUAUCGAAUAUGACUAUGAGUAUGGGGAUGCAGAUUAUAAAGAAACUGAGUCUGUAACAGAGGGACCCUCACUGUUUGAAGAGACAAUAGCACAAACAGAGGCAAACAUUGUCGAUGAAUUUCAAGAAUAUAGCAUAGCUGAAAAUGACUACGGGCCCCAGACAGAAGCUCCCUCCAGAACUACUGAAGCCAAUGAGCAAAACCCUGUUGAAGAAGUAUUUGCUGAAGAAUACAUAACUGGAGAGGAUUAUGAUAAAAAAACUGAGGAAACUGAAUAUGGAAGCAGAGGAGUAGACCUCAGUGAAUCUGAUCUUCUGGUAGAUGGAGAUUUAGGCGAAUAUGAUUUUUAUGAAUAUAAAGAAUAUGAAGAGAAACCGACUGAUUCUACUAAUGAGGAGUUUGGUCCAGGUGUUCCUGCAGAGACUGAUAUCACAGAAACAAGCGUGACUCAACAUGGGGCUUAUGGAGAAAAAGGACAAAAGGGAGAACCAGCUGUGAUUGAACCCGGUAUGCUCAUUGAAGGACCGCCAGGACCAAGAGGCCCUGCUGGUCUUACAGGUCCCCCAGGUUUACAAGGCCCUGUUGGUCCUCCAGGUGACCCUGGUGAAAGGGGUCCACCUGGUCGUCCUGGUCUCCCUGGUGCUGAUGGUUUAGCAGGUCCCCCAGGUACCAUGUUAAUGCUGCCGUUCCGCUUUGGUGGAGAUGGUGAGAAGGGCCCAACAAUCUCAGCUCAGGAAGCUCAAGCACAAGCCAUUCUUCAGCAAGCAAGGAUUGCAAUGAGAGGUCCACCUGGUCCCAUGGGACUCACUGGAAGACCAGGUCCUGUGGGAGGACCUGGAGCAGCGGGUGCUAAGGGAGAAAGUGGCGAACCAGGUCCUCAGGGUCCUCGCGGUGUUCAAGGUGCCCCUGGUCCAAGUGGAAAAGCUGGCAAAAGGGGGCGGCCUGGAGCUGAUGGUGCCAGAGGAAUGCCAGGAGAACCUGGUGCAAAGGGUGACAGAGGAUUUGAUGGUCUUCCUGGCCUCCCUGGUGACAAAGGUAACAGGGGAGACCGUGGCCCACAGGGACCUCCUGGCUUACCUGGUGAAGAUGGAUCAAGAGUAAGCUGCUAUUUACUUCAGAUUCACAGUAAAAGUGGGAUUGAAUCCCAUGUAAUGGAAAUACAGUCAUAA
This is a messenger RNA of Meleagris gallopavo (turkey), 1356 nucleotides long. Lineage: Eukaryota; Metazoa; Chordata; Aves; Galliformes; Phasianidae. The record is from RefSeq and is a predicted model, not a curated record.